Molecule: messenger RNA, 1223 nt
Organism: Cynara cardunculus var. scolymus (artichoke)
Lineage: Eukaryota; Viridiplantae; Streptophyta; Magnoliopsida; Asterales; Asteraceae
Product: protein-tyrosine-phosphatase IBR5
Exons: 5
Coding region: 182-1006 (274 amino acids)
Biological process (GO): negative regulation of MAP kinase activity; protein dephosphorylation; abscisic acid-activated signaling pathway
Cellular component (GO): nucleus
Molecular function (GO): protein tyrosine/serine/threonine phosphatase activity; MAP kinase phosphatase activity
Source: RefSeq, a predicted model, not a curated record
CCUUACCAAGUUAAUAUAAUAUAAUAUUCAUCAGUGUUUCCGCAUACCCACUUCAAAUCGGACUUAUAUUCAUCUGGGUUUUCAUUGAUUUUGAUCGAGGGAUUCAUAAAUUUCAUCGAAAGCUUUUUUUCGUUUGAGGGAGGGAUCAUCACCAUCAUCAUCAUCAUCAUCAUCAUCAAGAAUGAGGAAGAGGGAGAGAGAAAACCCAUGUGGGAUUUGUGGGCACUACCACAAAUACGAAGAGGGUGAAGUUUGUGGGAUUUGUGGUCAUCGUAUGCCGGUGGGAGUUGAAAAAACUUUGAUUCAAGUUAGCGCUUUUCCAUCGGAAAUCUUGCAGGGGUUUCUGUAUCUUGGUAGCUAUGACAACGCUUCUCGUUCAGAACUGCUCAAAACACUUGGGAUUUCUCGAGUUCUUAAUACAGUACCAGCCUGUCAGAAUCUAUACAAAAACUCGUUUACUUAUCAUUGCCUCCCAGAUAGCCCAACUCUAGCGUUUAAUGAUGCAGUUGAGUUUCUCGAGCAAUGUGAAAAGGAUAAAGCUCGAGUUCUUGUUCACUGCAUGUCAGGAAAAAACAGAUCGCCGGCUGUUGUUAUGGCAUACUUGAUGAAAAGCAGAAGAUGGACUCUUGAUCAGAGUUACCAAUGGGUGAAAGAAUACAGACCGUCUGUCGACUUAAAUCCAGCUGUCUUGCAGCAACUACAAGAGUAUGCACAGAACCUUCAGGUGGCUGUGGAGGCCAGCGGUGUUGCUCUGCCGCCGGUCCCGGUUGGUGGAGCCGCCCCCUUCAGCUUUGGCUUUACAAACCCAACCAGUGUUCCUCCGCCCUUCCCGGCUUUCAACACCCCUGCAACCGCCUCCAUUUUCACUCGUGCAGACAUCCCUCCGCCAAAUGAGUUCACUUUUGGAGCUGCUGUUCAGACUCAGAACACGCCGCAAAAUCUCGUCUCGUCUGGGACAAGUUCUGUGAAUCCGAAUGCUACGGAUGUAUCCAUGGAUGGAUCUUGAAUGAGUUGAAAUCUUUGUUGUUUUUUCUGUGUUUCUUGGAUUUGGGUUAUUUAUGCAAAUCUUUUAAGAAAGCCAAGAAUCAUAUGUUGAGUUUGAUGAUGACCCAAGGUGUCAGCUGAAUGUAAAUGGUGGAUGAAAAGCUUUUGGCUUGUUAGACCUCACAGCCUUAGAUGGCUAACAUACAAUUUAUUAGGGGUUUACCCUGCUUUUAAGCCUA